CAUGGAGGAGCGGUGUUUUUAGCGCCCCGUCAGUGAAAGUUGCUGUAUUUUCUUCUCGUCGGGCGAGAAUUCCGUCCGAAACGUUGCCUUUGUAGCUCCGAGGGGGUAGCGAACAACUUUAGUCACUCGCGAGUGUCUCUCUGUCAUGACGAAAUGGAACGUGGAAACUGAGUUUUAUGAACGUCGACCGUAGCGUAAUCACGCUGGUAAAAAACAGAGGGUUAAUCAUCAUCAUCAUCAUCAUGUUGACGUAAGAAGUGAAGUUAAACACUAGCUAACCCUCGUAGGAGAGCAACAAAUAGCCGUGAGAGCUCGUCCGUGGAUAUAAUAUAUUUAUUAUAACUGAGGACUGGUCAGUGAGUCUGGGGGGCCGCUAAUAGGGCUGAGGCAGCGCCCAGAGAUGGACAGAGAGGAGUCCAACAGACUCAUAGAAAAGGCGAAGCAGUGCCUGCGCUCCGGCCGCGCGCGCGACGCGCUCCGGCUCCUGCGCGAGGCACAGAACGUGUACCCCAGUUCGCGAGCCCGAGUUUUAAUCGACGCAAUCCUGAGGGAUGGGACUGAGCCUGAAGAAGAAAGCCCGCCUUGCGACCCACGUGGCUGGCGCUCAAGGGAGGAGGAGGGUACGAGGUCUGAUGAGGACAAGAAGGGGUAUACGGAGGAGCAGCGACAAGGGGUUCUCAGGAUAAAGAGAUGCAAGGACUUUUAUGAGACUCUUGGUGUGGCCAAGGAUGCCAGUGAUGAGGACCUGAAGAAGGCCUAUAGGAAACUGGCGCUCAAGUUCCACCCCGAUAAAAACUUUGCUCCAGGAGCCACAGAUGCAUUUAAAGCCAUAGGCAAUGCGUACGCUGUGCUCAGUAACCCCGAGAAGCGACGGCAGUACGACCAGUGUGGUGAUGUGGCACCGGCCGACAGCGCAUCCCAAACCGCCACGGGACAUCCUCGCCGCAGCUACCACAGGAACUUCACCAUGGACUUUGAGGCUGACAUUUCCCCAGAGGAGCUCUUCAACACCUUCUUUGGGGGAAAGUUCCCCACAGGCAACAUCCACGUGUACACCAACAGAGGGGCUGCAUACUCCCACUUCUACCAGCCACGGCGGCGCCGCCAAAACGAGAGACGUGGGGUUGAAGUAGAGGAAGACCGCAGCCAGAACACAUUCACGGCUUUUCUCCAACUUCUGCCUGUCCUUGUGCUUAUCCUCAUCUCAGUGUUUACUCAGCUCAUGGCCACAAAACCCCCCUACAGCCUCUUUUACAAGCCGUCCAUGGGCCUGGUGGUGUCCAGGGAGACGCAGCACAUGGGCGUCACCUACUACGUGGACAAAGGCUUUCAGAAAGAGUACAAGGGAGCGUCUCUGAUUGAGCUUGAGAAGUCUGUUGAGAAUGACUAUAUUGACCACCUACAGAGCAGUUGUUGGAAGGAAAAACAGCAGAAGUCAGACUUAACAAACUUGGCCCAGCUGUACCGUGACGAGCGAAUGAUGCAGAAGGCCGAGACCAUGAAGCUGGACAACUGUGACAAGUUGUCUCGUGUGGUGGGAAGACAGAGGGGUGAAUGACAGCAGGAGGCUGGACAUGACGGAGGCGGUGCUGAUUCUCGUUAUCCUUAUUUAUUUUAAUUUCUGUCAGGUGAGUUAAGUCUCUUAUGUUCAAAUGAACAGUUUCAUACAGGGAGAAAUAGGUGGCAUAUAAAGGGAACCACCUGCUUUCAGGACUAUGAUUUGCUAGUUUAAUCUCUAGAGCAUGAGUGGAGAAAAACAAUGCACCUUCAAACAGGGUUUGUUAUGUGUCAGAACCUUAAUUCCUUACAUUAAGGAACAGUAUCACAAACAGGGGAAGUUAACAUUUUCAUUCACCUAUUAGUUAGUAUAAUAAGAGAAAUCCUUUAGUGAAGUAAAUUGAAUAGGCGACAUUAGGACUUGAUGUCCAAUCAUAUAGUCUUAUUUUGAGGAAAUUGCCUUUCCAGCACACAUGAAGAGAAACUGGAAACUUCCAUAUAAUUUUGACACGCUGGACUGAAUGUGAAGUGUUACUGAAGAUUAAAUUAUUUUUGUCAAGAAGUUGGAUGCAGUCAGUACUGCAGCAGCUGUGGUGCUUGGAAAACAUGGUUCAUGGAGUCCUCAAAUUGGACAUUAGCUCCUGAGCACUAUGAACAAGACUUUUCUACACCAAAGCUCAGUGUUGUGUGUUUUUCCUUUAAAGUAGAUGAGAUUAUGCAAGUUAUGGAUCUGAAAGUGCAUAUUUUUUUUUUUUGCUGUGUACCAAAAACAAUUUCAUGCUGUUGUAUUUGAGUUCAGUUUACCUGCUUUGUUAAAUGCCAUGUUUUACAUGGGUAGUAAUAUAGAUAUGUUCCCACACUCAGAUGCAUGUUACCCUGACCUCUGCAACACUUGAAUAUCAUGCUGUUCCUGUGUUAGUGUUGGAUGUCAAUACAGUAAAUGUACAGUAUGUAAUAAAAUCAAAUUCAUGUUAACCGAGCAUUGACACAACACAAAUUUGGACUGUUAAUUCACUUGAAGUUUCUGGUGCUUUUCUCUCCACCACCUGAGAUGUGGAUGGCUGUGAAAGACUUGAACCCAGCUCAGGUCAGCUUGAACAGGGGCUUCACAGAAGAUUGAUUCUCUCCGUAGUUGCAUUU
Molecule: messenger RNA, 2637 nt
Organism: Scleropages formosus (Asian bonytongue)
Lineage: Eukaryota; Metazoa; Chordata; Actinopteri; Osteoglossiformes; Osteoglossidae
Product: dnaJ homolog subfamily C member 18-like
Exons: 8
Coding region: 401-1558 (385 amino acids)
Biological process (GO): cellular response to misfolded protein
Cellular component (GO): endoplasmic reticulum membrane
Molecular function (GO): Hsp70 protein binding
Source: RefSeq, a predicted model, not a curated record